Molecule: messenger RNA, 1873 nt
Organism: Scomber japonicus (chub mackerel)
Lineage: Eukaryota; Metazoa; Chordata; Actinopteri; Scombriformes; Scombridae
Gene: atp6v1h
Product: ATPase H+ transporting V1 subunit H
Exons: 14
Coding region: 96-1550 (484 amino acids)
Biological process (GO): proton transmembrane transport
Cellular component (GO): vacuolar proton-transporting V-type ATPase, V1 domain; lysosomal membrane
Molecular function (GO): proton-transporting ATPase activity, rotational mechanism
Source: RefSeq, a predicted model, not a curated record
GGUGACGCUGUGUUGUAGUCUGUCAGCUGUUCGCUCAGGAGCUGGGUGGUGUUGGUUUCCUCCUCUUAUAAUAAGUGUAGCCAGAGUAUUCCAGGAUGGAUAUCCGCGGGGCUGUGGACGCUGCAGUCCCCACCAACAUCAUUGCUGCAAAGGCGGCUGAGGUUCGGGCCAAUCUGGUCAACUGGCAGUCUUACCUACAGAGUCAGAUGAUCUCUGCUGAGGACUGUGAGUUCAUCAAGAAGUUUGAGGUGGCCAAUUCUGAGGAAAAACAAGUCAUUCUCACCAAUGAAGGACAUCAGUGUGCAAAGACCUUUCUGAACCUGAUGGCUCACAUCUCCAAGGAGCAGACAGUCCAGUACAUCUUGACUCUGAUUGAUGACACUCUGCAGGAGAAUCAUCAGAGGGUGAACAUCUUCUUCGACUAUGCAAAAAAGACGAAGAAUACCGCCUGGUCCUACUUCCUUCCUAUGCUGAAUCGUCAGGACCUCUUUACCGUCCAUAUGGCAGCGAGGAUCAUUGCCAAGCUGGCUGCCUGGGGCCGUGAUCUCAUGGAGGGAAGCGAUCUCAACUACUACUUCAACUGGAUAAAAAGCCAGCUCAGUUCACAGAACCUACAUGGUACAGGUCCAGAAACAGGCUCAGGAGCAGGAACUAUUUCUCCUAGUGAAAGCUCUCAGUAUGUCCAGUGUGUGGCUGGCUGCCUUCAGCUGAUGCUGAGGGUCAAUGAGUAUAGGUUUGCCUGGGUGGAGGCUGAUGGAGUGAACUGUAUAACAGCGGUCCUGAGCAACAAGUGUGGCUUCCAGCUCCAGUACCAGAUGAUCUUCUGUGUUUGGCUCCUGGCCUUCAGUCCUCAACUCUGCGAGCAGUUGAGACGCUACAACGUAGUGCCGGCUCUGUCUGACAUCCUCCAGGAGUCUGUCAAGGAGAAGGUCACUCGAAUCAUUCUGGCUGCCUUCCGGAACCUUCUAGAGAAAUCUGCUGAGAGGGAGACUCGUCAGGAGUACGCUCUGGCCAUGAUUCAGUGCAAGGUGCUGAAGCAGCUUGAGAACCUGGAGCAGCAGAAGUACGAUGACGAGGACAUCACCGAGGAUAUCAAGUUCCUGCUGGAGAGGCUGGGAGAGAGUGUGCAGGAUCUUAGCUCAUUUGAUGAGUACAGCUCUGAACUCAAGUCUGGCCGCCUGGAGUGGAGCCCUGUGCACAAGUCUGAGAAGUUCUGGCGCGAGAACGCUGUCCGCCUGAACGAGAAGAACUAUGAGCUCCUGAAGAUCUUAACUAGGCUCUUGGAAGUGUCUGAUGACCCUCAAGUCAUAGCAGUGGCAGCUCAUGAUGUUGGAGAGUACGUGCGUCACUACCCACGAGGCAAACGAGUGAUUGAGCAACUGGGUGGUAAACAGCUGGUGAUGAAUCACAUGCACCACGAGGACCAGCUAGUCCGCUACAACGCUCUGUUGGCUGUGCAGAAGCUCAUGGUCCACAACUGGGAGUACCUGGGAAGACAACUCCAGUCCACCGAUCAGCAGCAAGCACCAGCUGUGGCGGCUCGAAGCUGAACUGUCCCCGUGCAUGUGUGUGUUUGUGUAUUACUGUGUGGAUGAGCGUGUACUGUACGGACAUUUUAAUUAUCAGCUGUUCAUUUCUGUGCAACUACUUGAAAAUCAAAACGGUGUGGUUUCCUCUUCCGUCUGCACCCCAAAUUACUCUCGAUGUGACUUUGAUUUGAUCGUCGUGCUACGUGUCGUGACCUCUCGGCUAAAGUGAUGUGUGGUGAUUGAAAUCGCACUUUAUGUCUGUGAUAAUGUACAAAAUUCCAAGUUAUUUAAGUCUUACCUGUAAAACAUUGUAUGUAACCCAAUAAAGAUGCUUAUCUAUGGUG